Messenger RNA from Aedes albopictus (Asian tiger mosquito), 1274 nucleotides. RefSeq names its product abasic site processing protein HMCES. The record is from RefSeq and is a predicted model, not a curated record. Lineage: Eukaryota; Metazoa; Arthropoda; Insecta; Diptera; Culicidae. Bases 146 to 1147 code for a protein of 333 amino acids. Gene Ontology annotation, molecular function: single-stranded DNA binding. Gene Ontology annotation, biological process: DNA damage response. The transcript has 2 exons.
GUUCCGUUGCGGCGCGCACGUUGGUUGGUUGUUUUUGUUUACUGGUUCUGCCCCGCAAGCCGGACGAACAAAAUUUUGAAUACAUUUUUAUGUGGAAGAAUAAUUUGUGUAGUUUUCUAGGCGUAUUCAGUGCUCAAAACGCAAAAUGUGUGGAAGAACCUGCCUGACGCUUGAACCAAAGGAAGUCCAAUGUUGUUGCAAAUAUCAAAACCCACAGCAAAGCAAGCCCAAAACGCCAGAGUAUCGCAAUGAGUUCAACUGCGGUCGAAAGUACCAACCUUCGCACAACAUUGCUCCCACGGACAUCACUCCGGUUCUGGUCUCUGCAGCCCAUUUCGACGAAGCCAAGGAAAGUUCAGAGCGAAUCAUUGUGCCGAUGAUGUGGAGCAUGGUACCUCGAUGGCACAAGGGCGAUUACCGGAAGCACGGUCUGACAACGAACAACUGCCGUUUGGAGGGUUUGGCUGUGUCCAAGCUGUACGGGCCUCCACUCGCAGCCGGUCAUCGAUGCGUAAUACUCUGCGAGGGAUUCUACGAAUGGCAGACGACGGCUAAAGAUUUGAAAGCGUCGGAGCGACCAGCUUUCUACAUUCACAUGCCACAAAACGAGGGCGUUAAAAUCGAAGACAGGUCCACUUGGAAUCUAGCGGGAACCGAUGGUACAAUCAACCUUCUGAAGAUGGCUGGUCUGUUCGACGUUUGGGAAGACGAAAACGGAGAUAAAUUGUACAGCUAUACGGUGAUAACAUUCGAGUCCAACAAAAAGUUCUCGGCAAUCCACCACCGGAUUCCGGCUAUCCUUGAGACGGACGAGGAAGUUGACGCAUGGCUUGACUUUCGGAGAGUGGCCGCAACCCGUGCGAUGAAUAUGUUGAAACCGAGCGAAACAAUUCAGUGGUACGGAGUCUCCAAUUUGGUCAACAAUUCCAGAAACAAAUCGGACCAGUGCAACAAACCGAUUGGAAAAGAUGGGACAAAACCCACAAUUGGAAAAGGAAACGCUACUCCCAAGAGUAAGAUGAUGCAGUCCUGGUUGAUCGUGAAGAAAAGAAACCUCGAGGAUGAUCCAACUGUGGAGAAGAAAGAACCCACGGCAUCUGAACCAGACCGGAAGAAACCCAAAGAGGAGAAUGUUCAAGCAGAUUGAAAUAUGGAUUACUUUAAUAUACAUUUAACUUUUAAUCCGUUGUCAUAUUUUCGUUCGUACUCGAAUCAACUAUCUUAUUAUUUGUUUGAAGACGUUUCCGUGAAAUAAAGUGCAUCUUCAAAUGUUG